Sinocyclocheilus rhinocerous is the source of this 477-nucleotide messenger RNA. Its product is annotated as peroxisomal membrane protein 2-like. The annotation marks the transcript as partial. Lineage: Eukaryota; Metazoa; Chordata; Actinopteri; Cypriniformes; Cyprinidae. Gene Ontology annotation, cellular component: peroxisomal membrane; cytoplasm. The transcript has 3 exons. The record is from RefSeq and is a predicted model, not a curated record.
UACGUUCGAUUUGCACUUUGUUAAAAAACACCGAGCUCUCAUGACCCAAGUGCACAGACGUUGUACUAGUAAACUAAACUGAAGAUGCCAACGCAAAGUGUACUUAUCCGAGAUUCCUCUUUUCUGACGAGGGUACUGCAGCAGUAUUUGAGUUUGUUAAAGAAAUAUCCAAUCAUCACCAAAUCGGUUACGAGUGGUAUUCUCUCUGCUUUGGGAAAUCUACUGUCUCAAGCUUUGGAGUACAGGAAGAGCAACAAAGAAAAUAGCCCAAAAAAGAAAAUCAAUGUUCUGGGACCUGUACACUUUGCAAUAUUUGGACUUUUUAUCACAGGUCCAGUCAGUCAUUACUUCUACCAUCUCCUGGAGGUGCUGUUGCCUAACACUGUCCCAUACUGCCUGAUCAAGCGCCUUCUGCUGGAACGUCUAAUAUUCGCUCCUGCUUUCCUCUUGCUCUUUUAUGUGGUUAUGAAUGCUUUG